ACGGCCUAUCCACAGCUCAGUGUCGAGAAUCAAACGUUAGGUUUACGACACAGACACACCAGAACAGCUUCAUCUGUGUGUUUAUCUGUCGGCAGAGAAGAAAAUCUGUAUGUUUCCUACUUCUUUUCCUGCAACAGGCUCGGUCUUUCUGGGCGUUUCCAUGGUGACAUCAGCAGGCUCGCCUCGCGCUGACUGACACGUACUGUUUGUUAAAAUCGACCCGUGAGGCAGGAACGCAGCUGAAAACAUCCGCGGCGCACUCAGAAGAAAUCUUGGAUUGAGACAAGACUUCAGGUUCUUCAAAACGUAGUUCCUGAUUUCACCAUGAACGUGUUCGACCGCAACAUCAACAUCGACGCRAUCUUCAGGUUCUCCCAAAUAUCUCAUUCCACCCAGGUGCAUCUGAAGAAUGUCUACUCCAGCUUGGCCGUCUGUAUGUUCGUGGCUGCAGCCGGCUCCUACGUUCAUGUUGUCACACGCCUCUUUCAGGGAGGGAUCCUGUCUGUGCUCGGGUCUCUGGGAAUGAUGUUCUGGCUCGCCAUGACGCCUCACAACCCUGAGACGGAGAAGAAGAGGCUGGCUAUCCUUGCAGGCUUUGCCUUCCUCACAGGCGUCGGCCUCGGCCCCACACUGGACUUUGUCAUCGCUGUCAAUCCCAGCAUCAUUGUCACGGCCUUCUUGGGAACCUCUGUGAUCUUCGUUUGCUUCACACUCAGCGCCCUUUAUGCAAAACGCAGGAGCUACCUGUUCCUAGGAGGUACUCUGAUGUCUGGUCUGUCCGUCCUGUUCCUCAUGUCUCUGAUGAACGUCUUCUUCGGGUCCCUGAUGCUCUUCAAGGCACACAUGUACUUGGGGCUGCUCAUUAUGUGCGGCUUUGUGCUCUUUGACACUCAACUCAUCAUCGAGAAGGCAGAGAACGGAGACAAGGACUAUGUGUGGCACUGUGUGGACCUGUUCCUGGAUUUCAUCACCAUCUUCAGGAAACUGAUGAUCAUCCUGGCCAUGAACGAUAAGGACAAGAAGAAGGAAAAGAAGUAAAAGGCAUUCAAGUAAAGGAAAAUAAAAGAAAAGACACAAUUUGCUUUGCAUCUGGUGCUUUUCACUUUGUCUUCAUUUUUUAAACUAACUUUUCUGUGGUCUUACGUUGAAACUUUUGAACAAUUUUUGAAAAUGAUGGGGCUGAACAGAAGUGUGGUAGAGGAGCUCUCGUCUCUUAUUGGCUGAGACCUGCUGACUCUGCAGUGGUCGUGCUUGGCCUCUAGAGGGCAGUGUUGCCUGGGGAGAGCUGAGGGCUUCAUGAAGAUGUUCAUAUUACUGUUAUUUAGUGCCAUAAGUUAAAACAUUAGGCUCAUGUUAAAGACUCAUGUUAGCUUUUGAUUCUUUUGAUUUGUGUGUUUAUAGUUUCUCUCAGUGCUCUGUGGUAGAGUGUGACUAGAUUACAUUCAUUUAGACAAAUCAUCAUCAUUCAUUUAGAUUUUUGUCGUUUUUGUUUUUCCACAUUUCAAUUAGAUGAAGAAAAAUGUUCAGUGUGGUGGUCCUGAGAGCUCUGAGAGCCUGUCAGGGUCCUGAUGACACACUGAACUGACCCAGAUGGACUGGUUUYAGACUUUGGACAGGUUGAUGUGGGACACUGAGCCAUCUGUUCGUUUGUUUUCUCAGUUUGGAUAACGCAGACGGGCCACUUAUCUGGACCGUUCCUUUUGUAAAUUCUCCUGGAAGCUGUUGUCUGAGCAUCAGUUUGCCAAAUCUUGUGAGGUUAGCCCACAGUUCCUCAUUAGUCAUUGUUUUAAACGUGUAUACUGUGAAGAAGUUUUGUUGGUGUUAAACUGAAACUACUAAUUUGAUACAUUUGCUCUAAUAAAUGUGUUGAACAUA
Austrofundulus limnaeus is the source of this 1875-nucleotide messenger RNA. It is a transcript of the gene tmbim6, whose product is annotated as testis enhanced gene transcript (BAX inhibitor 1). Gene Ontology annotation, cellular component: mitochondrial membrane. Gene Ontology annotation, biological process: negative regulation of endoribonuclease activity; negative regulation of apoptotic signaling pathway; negative regulation of RNA splicing. Lineage: Eukaryota; Metazoa; Chordata; Actinopteri; Cyprinodontiformes; Rivulidae. Gene Ontology annotation, molecular function: enzyme binding. The record is from RefSeq and is a predicted model, not a curated record.